AUGGCGCAAACAAAAUGUUUGAGUAGUUCAGAGAUCUUCCAGGAAACCGCAGCUGAUAAAGCUAUGUGGAAAUUACGACGAUACGGACGUCUCUUACCUAGAGCCAAGGACAAGGACGGCAACUCCUCUUGGAAGGUCUUCGAGUCCAACGAAAGCACGGGCCACCUGGAGCUGACAGUGUUGGAUUCUGGCCACCUGUUAGUGUCACAAGCGCAAGAACUACUGGAAGGAUUCUCUUUGAUCAAUGCUCAAAGCUUCCUGAAGAUUCAACAAAAAUCGGACAGUUUGCUUUUCCUCAUUACUUUAAAGGGAGAGAGCCGUAUGGUGCGUCUGCAGUUUGACGGCAGCACCAGGGCUCUGGCGGUGGAGGCGUGCCGAAGUGCUGUGGAGAGACUGCAGGAGUACCUGCCUGUGAGAACACAGGAGAACACUCCUCCUUGCGCUCCUCACACCAGCACACAACCCUGUACUGAGCCACCUGCCGAGGCGGCUUCCGCUACUGCCUCAAACGUCACCCAAGGAUCUCUGUCCAUCAAAGACCUCACUCAGUAUUUCCUAGGAGAGCGUGAUCUAUCUCUCCCCCUGGCGUAUCGUCACUGCAUAGCCCCCCCCGGUGACCUGAGAUUGCUGCUUCGCCUGUGUUUGCUGGACUCCAGCUUCCCUGCCUUUGUGGAGCAGGUGGAGAAAGAGUUGAGGGAACUGAUGCAGGAAUGA
Chanos chanos (milkfish) is the source of this 714-nucleotide messenger RNA. RefSeq names its product REC114 meiotic recombination protein (gene rec114). Bases 1 to 714 code for a protein of 237 amino acids. NCBI's taxonomy places the organism in Eukaryota, Metazoa, Chordata, Actinopteri, Gonorynchiformes, Chanidae. The transcript has 6 exons. The record is from RefSeq and is a predicted model, not a curated record.